Messenger RNA from Corylus avellana, 2128 nucleotides. It is a transcript of the gene GGT4, whose product is annotated as gamma-glutamyl transpeptidase 4. Lineage: Eukaryota; Viridiplantae; Streptophyta; Magnoliopsida; Fagales; Betulaceae. Gene Ontology annotation, biological process: glutathione catabolic process. The record is from RefSeq and is a predicted model, not a curated record. Gene Ontology annotation, cellular component: plasma membrane. Gene Ontology annotation, molecular function: glutathione gamma-glutamate hydrolase.
CUCACCCACCACUGUUUUGCCAUUCCAACUACCAACCUACCAGUUUUUUUCUUUCUCUUUCUCUUUUGAGGGACAGAGUGAUGGGGCAGAAGAGCAUGGAAGCUCCACUUCUGGGCAAUCAUGGGUUGGCAAAUAGCCAAGGGAAGAGUUGGAGGAGCAAGGCUCUGCGCUUCCUUCUUGCAUUUCUAACCGUUACAAUUGUAUGCCUUAUCUUCGGUGACAACUUGAGUUCUUUGGUGCUAAGAGGAGGAAACAAGCAUGAAAAGAGGAUUGGUGGCAGUGAUGCUGACAUUGUUGAGUCAGAUCAGGGUGUUGUUGCUGCUGAUGAUGGUCGAUGCUCUGAAAUCGGCGCAGCCUUUCUCAGGCAGGGUGCGCAUGCUGUUGAUGCUGCAGUGGCAACCGCAUUAUGCGUCGGUGUUGUUAACCCAAUGGCUAGUGGGAUAGGAGGUGGAGCUUUCAUGAUUGUCCGGUCUUCCUCAACCUCACAAACCCAAGCUUUUGACAUGAGAGAAACUGCUCCCUUAGCUGCUUCACAGGAUAUGUAUGAGAACAAUCCCCAAUCCAAAGCUAUUGGUGCACUUGCAAUGGGAGUUCCUGGAGAGAUAGCUGGGCUUCAUGAAGCUUGGUUGCAACACGGGCGUUUGGCCUGGAGGAAUUUAUUCCAACCCGCCAUAAAACUAGCUAAAGAAGGAUUUGUGAUUGCUCCUUAUCUGGCACAGCACAUAAAUACGCAUGCAAAUAUGAUCUUGAACGACGUUGGUUUAAGUCAAAUAUUUGCACCAAAAGGGAAGUUGUUGCAGGCGGGUGAUACAUGCUACAAUGUGGAGCUUGGCCGCAGCUUAGAGGCUGUGGCAGAGCAGGGGCCUCAAGCUUUCUACAAUGGGACUGUUGGUGAGAAGUUGGUGAAGGAUGUGAGAGAGGCAGGUGGGAUUUUAACAAUGGAGGAUUUGAGGAGUUAUAAAGUGGAUGUAACAGAUGCAAUGGCCGUCAAUGUGUUGGGCUACACAAUACUUGGAAUGCCACCUCCUUCAAGUGGAACAGUCGGCCUUUCUCUGGUUCUAAAGAUUUUUGACAGCUAUGGAAGUUCCAAUGCUGCAAAUGGAAAUCUGGGUGUACAUCGCCUGGUUGAAGCACUGAAACACAUGUAUGCUGUCCGAAUGAACUUGGGAGACCCUAAAUUCGUUGAUGUGAGUGAAUAUGUAUCUGACAUGCUCUCGCCAUCUUUUGCAAAGCAAAUUCAGCAAAAGAUACUCGACAACACCACUUUUCCUCCAGAAUACUAUAUGAGCAGGUGGAGUCAGCUGAGAGAUCACGGAACCAGUCAUUUCUGCAUUGUAGAUGCAGAUAGAAAUGCUGUAUCAAUGACCACUACAGUAAAUUUUCCUUUUGGAGCUGGGGUGCUCUCUCCUUCCACUGGGAUUGUGCUGAAUAAUGAGAUGGAUGACUUCUCAACCCCCACGGAGAUUACCCCAGAUAGACUCCCUCCUUCUCCGGCAAAUUUUAUCAAACCAAGUAAAAGACCAUUAUCUUCCAUGACUCCAAUCAUUGUUACCAAGGAUAAUCAGCUGGCAGGGGCACUUGGCGGCAGUGGUGGUAUGGACAUAAUUCCAGCAGUAGUCCAGGUUUUUAUCAACCAUUUUCUCUUGGGGUUGGAACCAUUAGCUGCAGUUCAGAAUCCAAGAGUCUACCACAAGCUAAUACCAAAUGUGGUUUUGUAUGAAAACUGGACUGUGAUUGAUGGCGACCACAUUGAGCUUCCAGAUGAAAGAAAGCUCUUCUUGAAAGAGCUGGGUCAUGAACUGAAGGCCAGAGCAGGAGGAGCAAUCACCCAGUUUGUGGUUCAAACCCUCCAAAGCCCCAUUAAAAUGGGCAGAAAAUGCGGAAAAGAUUGUAAUGCCAACAUAUUCCAUGGUACACUCACUGCUGUUAGUGACCCUAGAAAGAACGGGAGGCCGGCGGCCAUUUAGUCCCCACUUCUCUUUCUGGUUGAAAUAUUGUGAGGGAGGGAGAGCAGGCCUUCCCUUGAAGUGUUUCAAGCUUGGCCUGCAAAUUUGUAAUGUUGUAAUCUCAAAACAUUAAUUAUUUUUUGUAAAUAUCAUUAUCAACUUGGUCUAUGAAUAUUCUGUGC